AUGUCCCGUCGUAUUUUCAUCGUCCGCCACGGCGAGCGCUCAGAUGGUCCGGGGCUACCUCCUCCACCAGAUGAUGGAUUUCCAGAUGCUCCGCUUACCGUUGCCGGACUGUUCCAGGCGCGUUGCACGGCGGCCGCUCUGAAGACAUUGAUAGGGCCUCUGAGUGUGGCGGUGGUCUCCUCCCCAGCCCGUCGCUGCUUGCAGACGGCAAGGCCCAUCGCUGAAGCGCUGCAGGCUGCGCUCUACGUGGAGCCGGGGCUGGCCGAUUGGAGCCAAACGAGUCGGCCAGUGCCAGUGCAGGCAACGCUGCCGGAGCUGGGCCUGGAGGUGCUGGGCCCUGUUUCGGCUGAACCGCCAGGGGAGGAGACGUGGGAAAUGGCCGUGCGGCGGUACAGAGAGACUUACGCAGGCUUAGUUUCAAGCGUCUCAGCGGUGCCCGCGACCGAAACGCUGGUUCUGUGCAGCCACCAAGCUGCCCUUGAAGCCCUGGCGCCCGCUUCCUGGACACAGGGCCAUUGUGCUGUGACGGAGCUGUCUGGAAUUCCUCCCGUGCCCGGAUCACUUCUGCAUGAUUCUUCAGCAUGGCGCCUGAGAUUCGUCUUUGUGGCUUCCCGGGAGCCUCGGCCACGGUACUGGCGGGCGAAUCUGGGCACAGCGGCCACAACCAGGCCACUUGAAUCUCAUGCAGACUUCUGGAGUGUUGCAGCUGCCGAUGUGGAGGCUCAUUUGACCCUGUCCAGUUCCAAGCGCGAGCGUCCGCUUCUCCUCUUUUUCCUUGAUGUGACCGGGGAGCUCAUCCACUUAUCUGGCGGUCUGGCCGUUUCGGCCAGCGAGGCGGGGGAGCUGACGCUGGCAAAGGCGGCGCAGAGACUUCGCUGGUCCACGGGACCCGGAGGUGAGCUGUUGAACGAGAAGGGACUGCAUGUCGCUGUACGAAACGGUGAGAUGCCCACUCUGUGGUUAACAGAAGGGAGCAGCGACGACUCCGUGGCCUUUGACCUCGUCCCGCUCGGCAAGCCCGGCCCUGGCCCGGCUGGCGCUGGCACUGGCGCGAUGGCGGAGCGGCGGAAGCUACGCAACAUUUCUCCCUUGAAAGAGCCUGCAGGGGCCGUAUAG
Symbiodinium sp. CCMP2592 is the source of this 1116-nucleotide messenger RNA. Lineage: Eukaryota; Dinophyceae; Suessiales; Symbiodiniaceae. The record is from the annotation of a GenBank genome assembly.